Messenger RNA from Entrophospora sp. SA101, 561 nucleotides. The record is from the annotation of a GenBank genome assembly. NCBI's taxonomy places the organism in Eukaryota, Fungi, Glomeromycota, Glomeromycetes, Entrophosporales, Entrophosporaceae.
AUGGCACACACAAAUGAAGAUCCAAUAUUGGGAAAUGAUGAUUUACAUAUUACAAGGAAUAACAAAGGAAAGGAUUCAAUGAUGCAAUGUGAAAAUGGGCAGAUCGAUGUGCUUGAGCAUAGACAUUGUAUUAUUAAUUACUGCAAUGCUCCUGCUGGUGAUUCUUUUUGUGGUAUUAGAGUUGAUUCAAAUAGUUAUUACUGCACUGAAAUACACCAAUGCAAGCUGGUGAAGUCAGAUGUGAAUGAUAACAUGUUUAAAAAGGAGCAUCAGAAAGCAGGUGAUGAAAAUGACUAUUUUAUUUUAUUUACUACUGGAAGAUAUACUGCAAACCUCACUUGGCUCUCUGGAGUUGUUGAUAUGGAUGCAUGGGAUGCUUAUUUUGGCUCAUUUUCUGGAAAGGCAUUCAGAUACCCUCCACCUGUUGCUAAUAGAGCUACUUUUUCUGAAUUGACAGGAGUCAACAGAAUUGGGGAAAUUCAAGCCAACAUGAUCAUUCAGAAAUGUCCUUAUAAUAACUUAAAUGAUUGCUAUCAAAAACAAACUCAACUUGGGCUUUAA